This is a messenger RNA of Daphnia magna, 4404 nucleotides long. Its product is annotated as sodium/calcium exchanger 3. NCBI's taxonomy places the organism in Eukaryota, Metazoa, Arthropoda, Branchiopoda, Diplostraca, Daphniidae. Gene Ontology annotation, cellular component: membrane. The coding region runs from base 172 to 2643 and encodes 823 amino acids. The record is from RefSeq and is a predicted model, not a curated record. The transcript is spliced from 21 exons. Gene Ontology annotation, biological process: transmembrane transport; cell communication; calcium ion transport. Gene Ontology annotation, molecular function: calcium:sodium antiporter activity.
GGCAGGUGUUGGACGACGACGGUGGUCGCACAUUUUAAUUCGUUCCGUGCGUGCUGCCGACAUUGUUCCACACGUUUUUUGUUACAGGUUGAAAACCGGAUCAUUCAUUUUCGUGUUUUGUGUAUACGCUUUCCGGCUCGGAUCGAAUUAGACGAACCGCUUAAUUGAAAAAUGACGCAAAAUAAUGGAACGCUGGACGAUUACGCGUGUUCACAAGGAUUGAUUUUGCCAUUGAUCAACGAAUUCACGUGGUCGGUGGAAAUGCGAGCGUUUCUCUAUCUGCUCGGUCUCCUUUACUGUUUCAUGGGCGUCGCCAUCAUCGCCGAUAUUUUUAUGGGCGCCAUCGAGAAAAUCACUUCCACAACGCGCAAGGUGUAUCUAUCAAGAGGUGGAUCCCAAGAGCCUGAAAUGGUUGAGGUGCGCAUCUGGAACGGCACGGUCGCCAAUUUGACCUUAAUGGCACUCGGCUCAUCAGCACCUGAAAUCUUAUUAUCUAUUAUAGAAAUUGUGGGGAAUAAUUUCGAAUCGGGCGCUUUGGGUCCGGGUACGAUUGUCGGCUCUGCCGCUUUCAAUCUGAUGGGCAUUAGCGCCGCUUGUAUUCUUGCCAUUCCUGGUGUCGAAUCACGAAAAAUCAAAGGACUUCGAGUAUUCGCCGUCACAGCCGUGUUCAGUAUCUUUGCCUACCUCUGGUUGAUCAUCGUGUUAGUUGGAAUCAGUAAAAAUGUGGUGGAGGUCUGGGAAGCCGUGGUGACAUUUCUCCUGUUCCCUUUACUCGUUGGCGUGGCCUAUUGGGCCGAUAAAGGAUUUCCGUUCAGAAAGACACACAAAAGCAUCCCGACUACAAACGACAAGCAAAUCGAACUUGGCGCAAUGCUGUCGGGGGAGGGUGAAGCCAUGCUGGAUGGACUUGCACUCACCAAAGACGGACAUGUGGAUCCCAACGUUUUAGCUAAAUGGGUCCGACAAGCCUCGCUCAGAGGUCUCAGUGGAGAGGACGCUGCUAAAUUGGCUGCAUACAAGUUGAUUAUGAGCCAAGAACAUUCCAAGGCCUGGUAUCGGAUCGGAGCGACUCGUGUGUUUUCCGGCAGUAAAAAAGUCCAGCCCCAGCUCAGCAUGAAACUCAAAGAGGUUUAUGAUGCCAUAAACGAACACCCAGAAACGGAGAACUUGAGCCCUUUGCCCGACAACAUCUCUAAAACUAAAGCAAUCAUCGCAUUUCACGCCAUCGCCUGUGCAGUGCCUGAAAAUAUCGGAAAGUUCCCCGUUCGAAUUGUUCGCAGUGGGAGGACAGAUAAUGCGGUGUCUGUAAGAGUCGAGACGAUAGAAGGCAGUGCCGUGGCAGUAGAAGAUUAUGUGGCCUUUAAUCAAGUGGUUUACUUCGAGCCCCACGAAGUUGAGAAAAAAGUCAUUGUCGAUAUUGUAGAUGACAACAUCUACGAGCCCGACGAGCAGUUCUAUCUCAAACUGAGCUUAACUGGGACCAACACGGCCAAUCAGGAAGAAGUCUUGCUUGGACGCAUUUCGAUCAUGGAAAUCACUAUUUUGAAUGAUGACGAGCCCGGCACAAUUACUUUUGGAGACAGAGGCAUUAUAGUUAAAGAAUCAGUGGGUUUAGCGCAAAUACCUGUUUUACGCACCAACGGUUGGGACGGUGAUGUUAGCGUUCGCUGGCGUACAUUAGACAAGAAGUUAAAAAGUGGGAAAACCUAUAAAGGACUGGAGGGCGAGUUGGUUUUCAAGCACUCCGAGAGGAAACGUGUCAUUGAAAUUGCAAUUUCGAAUGACAUGGCGCUGGAGAAAGACGAGUGUUUCGAAGUGGAGUUGUUUGAUCCUUCCAAUGGGGCCGUCCUUGGUCAUACAACCAAGUUGGCCGUAACCAUCACCAACGACGAGGAAUUCAAUUCGGUCGUGGAUCGGCUCGCUGACAUGACGACUGCCACCAUGGAUUCGAUGGUUGUGCAUCACGAUUCCUGGACAAGUCAAAUCAAAGAUGCCAUGAAUGUAAACGGUGGAGACAUUGAGAACGCUACGACUUGUGACUACGUCAUGCACUUUUUGACGUUCGGAUGGAAGAUUAUCUUUGCAUUUGUUCCACCCGCCGGAAUAUGGGGCGGAUGGUUGUCUUUUGUUGUUUCGUUGGGUGUCAUUGGCAUCCUGACUGCCAUCGUAGGAGAUUUGGCUGGCAUUUUUGGUUGUCUCGUCGGACUGAACGACGCCGUUACCGCCAUUACAUUUGUGGCGUUGGGGACAUCCCUGCCGGAUCUUUUUGCAAGUCGGGCUGCCGCGAUUAACGAAAAAUAUGCCGACAACGCUAUUGGAAACGUGACUGGAAGUAAUUCGGUCAAUGUCUUUCUCGGCUUGGGUCUUCCUUGGCUUAUUGCCAGUAUAUACCACACGGCAAAGGGUGGAGAAUUCCGCGUGCAAGCCGGAAGUUUGGGAUUUUCCAUCACCAUUUUCACAAUCACGGCUGUUUUGUCUUUAGCGCUGCUGGUAGCACGAAGAUGCUCGGCUAUUUGCGGUCGUGGAGAAUUAGGAGGACCGUUGGCAACUCGUUACGCGUCGGCCAUCUUUUUGUUGCUGCUCUGGAUGACUUACAUCCUUCUCUCGUCUCUAGAAACUUACGGCCACAUCGAAGGUUUCUAAUCAAAGAUUAUAGGUGCCAAACAAAUUCAUCUACUGCCUCUUUUGCGACGUUCCAUUUGCAACUCUUCCCAGUGAAAAUUAUUCAUUUCAAGUGCCAUUUUAUAAGAUUUUUUUUUCUAUUUCACUACACUGCCCAUGAGUUGCGUUCAAAUAAUUGAGGAUCCAUUUGCAUCUGUAUGCAAAUGGGUGCAAUUUAUUACCUCCAGCUCGGUGCUGAUAGACCUUAUUUGUGAAGUCCAGAUCCCAGUGGAAUCAACCUGCUGCCUGUAAUAAGGUAAAUGUUUGUUUUCUCUUAUUUCAGAGUUGUAAGGAAACGUAGCAGAAUCACCAAUGCAAUUUCACCAUCACUGUUGAUAAUUUAGCACACUUGAUUUACAUACGACUUUGUUCCUGUAUCUUUUUUUAAAAUUAUUUCGUUGAUCCUGUUUUAGUGUGUUGCGUGGCAAAAUGCGGCGACAUUGGUAUAAUAAUACUUUGACAAUUAGACAGUUGAUUUAUUCAGUCUGUGUAGAAGAUUUUUGGCUUUUGCACAAGGGUUGUUUGCAAACCUUUUUUUAUUUGACUAUUUUCUUGAACUGAAUAAUCAUUCUCUCUAUUGUAAACAUUUCAUCAAAUUGCGUAAUCCCGGUGCCACUGCGUGAGUGAAAGUGUUAUGUUUUCUCUGCUACACUAGAUGGCAUUCGCAUGCUGAAACUUGAACGUACGGAAACUGGGAAGCUUUCGGUUGCAAUCCCGUCCGUUUCCAAGACUCGAUGACUCACGCUAUCAAAAGUUUUUUAUUUAUUUGUGUUUUUGUCUGGUUUUUUACAAAAUGGCCAAAAGGGAAAUCUUGACGAAUUUUAACCUUCCAACAAUCACAACGACCACAGAAGAUCUUUAGACAUUUUUGGGAGAAAACUCCAUCACGUUCAAAUUGGUCACUUAACAGGUAUCACGGAAGUAAAAACGUUUCAACUGACAGUCGAGUAGAAUUGCUGUGAUGAUUGAUAUAUACCAAGUUGAUGGACUCAUUUGAGUCUUGAUACAAACAUUGAUGCAUGCAUUACACAGUCCUAGUGAUAAAUAGAAGAGCCAAUCACGAACUAGCAGUCGGCCAUCAUGAAUUUUUCCCCUCUCCCCUUUUUACGACACAUGCUCGUCGAACAGAGUGACCAUCACGAAUCGGGAAUAGACUACGGUCCACAACAAGGUCACGCCACUAAUAAAACAGCUCGCCGUUGCUUGCCUAAGUAAACAGCGAAAACAAUUUUAUUGUCCGACAAGAAACGUCUCUUUCCUUGCAUUGCCAAUGUCGGUAUGUUAUUGACACUGAACAGCAAGGAGUGCAAACCAACGAGGAAUAUGCAGCCGAAUUAUUUUUCAGUUUCAAAUGUGGCAUCAUUGAUAGAGGCGUUACAUUUCCUUUCGCACAUACAGACGAUAGGAAGCGUGAUUUCAGGAUUGCAGUACUGUGCAGUUUUUGUGUGUACGUAUCGUUCGUCUUUACACCAGAUGUCCUCUGCGGCGCCCCGUCGUGAGGCGAAGAAACAUACCUCCAGCUCAACAUUACAUUACUGCCAGUCACGCUGCACGAACGCUUCUUCGUCUGCUUGGUGCCUCGUGAAGCAAAGGAUCGAAGGCUUUUAACUUUUGGUGACGAGUGCGUUUACGUUUCGUUCAAAGUUUCGCAUUCGUAAGUCGUGAGAGGAAAUCUGAGAACAAUUCGAAUACUUGCUGGAGAAAUCGCCUGUGGAAAGCAUGGGAUCGUCAAGCUCGUCCAUG